This is a messenger RNA of Drosophila grimshawi, 1582 nucleotides long. RefSeq names its product O-phosphoseryl-tRNA(Sec) selenium transferase. The record is from RefSeq and is a predicted model, not a curated record. Gene Ontology annotation, biological process: selenocysteine incorporation; conversion of seryl-tRNAsec to selenocys-tRNAsec. Gene Ontology annotation, molecular function: O-phosphoseryl-tRNA(Sec) selenium transferase activity; tRNA binding. NCBI's taxonomy places the organism in Eukaryota, Metazoa, Arthropoda, Insecta, Diptera, Drosophilidae. The transcript has 4 exons. Bases 75 to 1490 code for a protein of 471 amino acids.
UUCGCAGCGUUGACACCUUAUUAAUAUUCCGCACUAAAUGGUGUCAUUCCAGUGCAAUUUUGGCCGGUCCUAAAAUGAAUUUUGAAGGCAUCAAUAUACCCCAAAAACUGGUGCCCAACAACUACUUACAACUGGGAUUAGAAGCGCAGCGUGUGAAGCAGCGUCAUGUGAAGGAACUGCUCGAGAAGCGUAAAUUGCCGGAAAAUGGUUGGCGGGACGAGGAGAUUGAGGAGCUGGUGCACCAACUGGCCGCCCUGGACAGCAACAAUUUCGCCCACAAUGUGGGUCUGGGUGAGCGUGAAGCGCGCAUUGCGUGCAGACUUGUGGCGCGACGACAUUAUAAUUUUGGACAUGGCAUUGGUCGCUCGGGGGAUCUGUUGGAGGCACAGCCGAAAGCAGCCGGCUCCACGCUGCUGGCGGCAUUGACAAACGCGCUGCUGUUCGAGCUGCUGCAGAUGCUGGGCAUGCACAGCUGCCGUGGCUGCUUUCUGGUGCCCAUGGCCACUGGGAUGACGUUGAUGCUGUGUCUGCAGGCGCUACGCAAGCGUCGACCCAAUGCCAAAUAUGUGCUCUGGUCACGCAUCGAUCAGAAAUCCUGUUUCAAGGCAAUUACAGCUGCCGGUUUACAGCCAAUUGUGAUACCCUGCCUGCUGCUAGAGCAGGAGCAAUCCCUGAUCACCGAUUGCGAGAAGUUUAAAGAGAAAAUUGAGGAACUGGGCGCCGACAGCAUACUCUGCCUGUACACGACAACCAGUUGCUUUGCGCCACGCAAUAGCGACAACAUCGUUGCGAUUGCCAAGCUGGCCAAGAGCAACUCAUUGCCACACCUGGUGAACAAUGCUUAUGGCCUGCAGGUAGCUGCAAUCAGUGGGCAAUUGGAGAAGGCGCAGCGCGUUGGACGCAUUGAUUACUUUGUGCAAAGCACAGAUAAAAAUCUCCUUGUGCCCGUCGGCGGCGCCAUUGUCGCCAGCAGCGAUGAGCAGCUGCUGCAGCAUUUGGCCAGCUGUUAUGCGGGUCGUGCGAGCAGCUCCCAAACUCUGGAUGUAUUCAUGACGCUGCUCUCACUGGGAUGCAGUGGCUAUCAAUCUCUGCUUGUGCAGCGUCAGCAGCGAUAUCAAUGUCUCAAGCAGCGACUGCAACAGUUUGCCAAGGAGCACAACGAAACCGUGCCACAGAUGGCAGACAAUCACAUAUCGCUAGCGUUGACACUGGGUACGUUGACCUCUUGUCCGGGCGGUCGCAACAUCGUUGAACUGGGCGCCAUGUUGCACACGCGUGGCAUCUCCGGCGUGCGAGUGGUGCCCGUGGCUCAGCUGAAGUCCAUCGAUGGAUAUGAAUUCAAGCAUUUCGGUGCGCAUCAUGAUCUGCUGGAGGUGCCCUAUUUAACUGUCGCCGCAUCACUGGGCAUCACUUGUCCCGAUAUUGAUAAGUUCUUCGAGGUGUUGGAAAAGUGCUGGACACAGUUCAACAAAACCACAGAUAAGCAAUAGAAAUAUUGCAAUUAAUUAUAUUCUCAAGUCGGGUGAUUAAGAAUGUAUAAAGUGUGUACAUAUUUGCAUAAUCUAUAUAUAUAUAUAUAUCU